Messenger RNA from Bursaphelenchus xylophilus (pine wood nematode), 1745 nucleotides. NCBI's taxonomy places the organism in Eukaryota, Metazoa, Nematoda, Chromadorea, Rhabditida, Aphelenchoididae. The record is from the annotation of a GenBank genome assembly.
AUGUUUUCUGGAGAAAUCACAAAUUGUUCGCAGGACUUUGAUUCAAAUGUGGAGUUUUCGUUCAACGUGGAUUUCACCUUCAAGAUUUUGGAUCGUCAUCAUCUGGAUCUCCGCCUAAACGCAAAAAAGCAUUACUUUAGACAUACGAAAAAUUUUUAUGUGGGAAAGUUGAGAGAAUAUGAGAAAAUAGAGACCUUAGUAAUAGUAUUAGAAUUUUUGGCCAUACUUUUUCAAUUCUUAGACUAAUUUUGAUGAUUUUAGUGUCUCCCAACACCGUCGGCCAGGCCUCCGGCCACGGCUCGUGCCAUCCAACCGAGCCUCAAGUCCAUACCGUGCAGGCCGAAGUUUCGCCGGCGGUCAUGGCCCCUCCUCUGGUUCGCCAACAUCAAACCGGCGUCCCGGAGGAGGGUAAAGAGGGGCCAAGCUCAACACUUGGCCUCUCUGGCUUCGGCCAAAACCCCGCCCCAACCGUUCAGGCCGAGCACCUGCCGGCGGUUGCGGGCACGGAGAGAUCGAGCUCACCACUCGAUCUCUCCGCCCCCAGCGCGUUGAUGCACACGCCCGUCUACAGCCCAGGGCACUCAACGCUGCAUGGGGUCCCCUCAAUAAAAUCAAUGGAAGUCUUCGAUGAGGGGGAAGACUGGGCUGUGGACGAGCCGGUCGAAGCCAGAAUGAAGCGGCUCGAAGAUGAACGAAAACUCUGGAAGGACGAAUGCCGGAGGAUGUGGCUGAGGCAGGCCACCUUGGAGAAGAAUCUCAGCUACUAUGAAGGAGCAAUUGAAGAGGCUCAACAUGAAUUGAAGAAGGCUAAAGAUGAAGCCGCCGCCGCUAUCAAAAAAGCGGAAGAAGAAGCCGAAUCCAAGGUCACAGAGCUCCAACGGAAAUACUUUGGGGCGCUAACCGAAGCCGACCGUGCUCAGAGAAAACAGAAGGAGACAGAAGAAGAAGUCGUCCGUCUCCAACAACGGCUGAUGGAUAAUUUGAAGAAGGCCGCUCCUCGGUCGCCAAGAAACCGCUCCAGAAGUCCGAUCACGGAGCGAUCACCAACGCCGGAAGUUCAGCCUGAAGUCCCGCCGCCGAUGCCUGAAGCCCAACCACAAAACGAACCAGAACCACAGCAACACUCCUUCGACGUACCGGUAGAAGAACAACAGCACGAGGCCCCAGGGCCGGUCCGAAGAAGAAUGCCGAAAUGCCGAAGAAGAUGCUGCUACCAGCCGCCGCCUGCCCCUCAAGUUCCUCGGCCUCCGCGAAGAUCAAGAGAAGUAGAAAAACUCGGCCCAAUAAUCGAAGCGGUGGUCUUUGAAGAACGGACCAGAAGAAGCCGUCAGCCCCCGGCAAGGCUUAUGGUGGACAUGGUUCGAAGGUCGUACACCACAAUGAGGAAUUCCUUGUUGCCCCGUAAGUUUAUUGGCUCUUGUUUUUUACUUUUCAAGCCAAAACCCUCUAGAAAUAAACCAAAAUAAGGUGUUUUUUGAAGAAAAAAAACAUUAUCCAUACAUAAUUCUCAAUAAUAUCUUUUUUUUCAGGAAGAAGAACCCAAGUUCCGGCAAAUCCCACGCCUUGGAACCUUGGAUAAGGUGGAGACACAUAAAGUAAGAUUUUUUGGGAACUGUUUGACCUUGACUUAGGCUAAAGUAAUAUAAUUUUUGCUCUAUUUUCAGAUGAAGGCCAGUCAGACCGAAGCGGAGAAGUGGAUACGGCACCCUUGCCCCCUGAAUCAGCCCGGGGGGCAUCUGGAAUAA